This is a messenger RNA of Chelonus insularis, 2651 nucleotides long. RefSeq names its product leucine-rich repeat flightless-interacting protein 2. Gene Ontology annotation, biological process: regulation of DNA-templated transcription. The coding region runs from base 384 to 1586 and encodes 400 amino acids. The record is from RefSeq and is a predicted model, not a curated record. Lineage: Eukaryota; Metazoa; Arthropoda; Insecta; Hymenoptera; Braconidae. The transcript has 10 exons.
CCGCCACUAACUGCUACUGCCUGUGACUAUGUAUGCGUAUGUGCAGCAUCGUGAGUUACUCGAUCGAAAAAUGGAUCUUGUACGGUGUUCGUGUGUGAUUUCACGGACUUGGAUCGUGGCACGGGGUUUCUAAAAUAAUAUAACGGCAUAACGGAUGGUCAUCAUUGUAAGGAGGGCCAAGUCAUCCAAUUUCCAUUAAUAAUAUCUAUAGUACUACCGAUUUAUUUUUAAAUUUACAAGACUCUGAAUAUAAAAAUGCAAUUAAUAGUCGGCUAAAGACUUUUUUCUUGUAAUAGUCUAGUCUUCUGUGGGGUUACGGAAUUCGGGUAAAUUCGUGUGACAAUAUCAUCUGGCAUAAAAUAAUUAAACAUAAAAGAUAUAAAAUGGAAUCAACAAUAGCUGGUCGCAGACGUGCUGCAACUAGACAUGCAGCUGAAGAUCAAGCUCUUGAUCAAAUCGCUAAAGAGGCAGGUGAAAGACUAGCAGCUCGGAGACAAGCAAGAGCAGAAGCUAGAGAAAUUCGUAUGAAAGAGUUAGAAAGACAGCAAAAAGAAGCUGAAGAAAACGCUGAUAGAGUUUACGAUAUGUGUAAUGUUGACGGAACUCGAACUAUGAGGGUAACGCCAGACCCAAUAAGGGCUUCACGGUUAUUAACUAACUCUAACAGUUUUCAAUCAAGUCGAAGGUCUUCCGAAGAUUCUUUAGAAGAAGCUGGCCUAAGUAGAGAUUUAAGAUUAGAACUUAAGGAAUUAGAAGAGAAGUUUAGAAAAGCAAUGAUUGCAAAUGCUCAGCUUGAUAAUGAAAAAUCAUCGUAUGUUUAUCAAGUUGACUUGUUGAAAGAUAAAUUAGAAGAAACAGAAGAAGUUGUAGCGACAUUACGGAGAGAAUUCAGGGAAAAAAAUCGAGAGGCUGAACAACUGAAGCGAGUUAAUCAAAGAUUAAAAGAAGAUUAUGAGAAUUGCAAAGCUCAAUUAGAAGAAAGGGAUAGGCUGAUCCAAGAAAAUGGGUUGGUUAUUGUUGAAGAUGAAGGUAGUGAAGAUGAAGGAACUGGGGCAUCAAAUGGAAUUCCAAGAAAAAGAGUACUAGUCAGUACAGAAGCUGCAGAAUUAUUACAAAAUGCUGGAGAAGGAUCUCUGGAUGUACGGUUAAGAAAGUUUGCCUCGGAAAAAAAAGAACUAACAGAUGAAAUCCGACACCUAAGACUAGAAUUGGAAGAGGCCAAGAGUCGUCAAAGAUCCGAAAGAUCAUCCGGAUCAGUAUUAGGAUUAAUAGAUUCUGAAGAUGUUCAGAGAGAAGCAAACAAAUUACUGGCAGAUUAUAAAUUUAAAUUACAAAAAGCUGAACAAGAUAUGUCCACACUUCAAGCAAAUGUCACGAGAUUGGAAACUCAAGUUAUUCGAUACAAAUCAGCAGCAGAAGCAUCAGAGAAAGCUGAAGAUGAAUUGAAAGUUGAGAAAAGAAAACUACAGAGAGAAAUUAGAGAAGCACAGAGUCGUGUAGAUGAGUUAGAAACAGCGAACAAUCAUCUUCAACGACGAUUAGAUAAACUGAAAAUGGCAAAAUCUACGUUGCUCAAAGAAAUUUGACGCGAUGGGAAUGCCGGGGAGCCGGGUUAAAAUAUUAAUUUUUUAUGCCACAAUUAAGGUGAUACUAGUAGUUUGUACCUUAUACACAAAGAUGAAGAAGAAGAGAUAAUGAUACAAAAUAAUCAUUCUACACUAACUCGGAACUUUUAUGAAGUAAAUGUAAAGAGAUAUAUUUAUUUGAUCCUUCUGUAUUUCUAAUUCAUACUUUGGCAUUGUGCAACCAAUUUAUAGCACCAUCUUAGGCGUUAUUUCGUUAGACUUUUAGUUUAAAUAUUAUAUAAUUAUCUACAAACUUUUUUUAAAUAGUCAUAUUAACAAAUAAUUAUAGAGUUUCAAUUGGCUAGUUGGUUCUUGAACUGAGGCCAGCAUUUGGCCGUAAAAUUUGAACCGUAUUUGUAAAAAAAAAGAUUACGCAUUUAUGCACAUAAUUAAGAGUCACAAAAAAAACUAUUUAUAAUUAUACUUUAUUAUGAUACUUUGUAAUUGAUGAAACACAGUAUAUCGAUAAUGGCAGAUAUUUAUCAAUAUGAUAAUUAUCUGAAAUCUAAAUUGUGUUCAUUUUAAUAUGCUUUCUAUUUUUUAAUUAUGAAUGAAGAAUUUCGCUGAACUUAUGAUAAAUUAAACAUAUUCAUUGAUGAAUCGCAUGUUGUUUAUAAAUUAAAUUUUAAUAAAAUUUGAUUAAAUGGUGCAUAAGUACUUAGAUAUCAGUCAGUACAAAUGAUAUUACUACACGUGAUCAGUAUUUUUAAAAUUUUUUUCUUCAACUCGUGCAAUUAAAUUUAAUAAUCAAAAUCUUGUGACCAUUUUCAUUGCAUUUUAAGAAUAUUUAUAUUUAGUAAGAAACUGAAUUUCAUUGAAAAGACAAAUAUUUUUUAUCAAUGGAAUUUAUAAAAAUUAAAAAAAUAGUGAAAUAAAUAAACGAGAUAAUGCUAAAGAUGAAUUUUGCCAUAAAAACAAAAGAUUCUAAGAAGAAAAUACUGUCAAUUAAUCACUGUAUGCAAUCGGCAAAAUUAAUGUAUUUAAUUUUAUCAUAAAAAUAUUUAUUAAAAAGUGAUUAAAUAAAAA